AUGCUCUCAGGCGUGCUGCUCUUUAAUCAGAAGGGCGAGCUGCUCAUUAUGCGCGCCUUCAGACAGGACAUGCGGCCGCGACUCGCAGACGUAUUCCGCAUCCAGGUCAUCAGCAAUCCCUCCAUCCGGUCUCCGAUCCUCACCCUAGGCAGCACUACAUUCAGCCAUAUCCGGAGCGAGAACAUCUACAUCGUUGGCGUGUCCAAGGGUAAUGUCAAUGCUGCUCUGGUCUUCGAAUUCCUGUAUAAGCUGGUCAAUUUGGGCAAGAGCUACUUCGGACGGUUUGAUGAGGAGGCAGUAAAGAGCAACUUCGUUAUGGUCUAUGAGCUAUUGGAUGAAAUUUUGGACUUUGGCUAUCCGCAGAACACCGAGACGGACACCCUGAAAAUGUACAUUACCACGGAAGGAGUCAAGAGCGAACGAGCCCUCGAGGACAGCAGCAAGAUUACGAUGCAGGCCACAGGAGCGUUGAGCUGGCGAAGGGACAACAUCAAGUAUCGUAAGAACGAAGCGUUCGUCGACGUGAUCGAAGAUGUCAAUCUGUUGGUCUCCGCCUCUGGCACUGUCCUCCGAGCAGACGUCAACGGCGCAAUCGAGAUGCGGGCCUAUCUUACUGGUAUGCCCGAGUGCAAGUUCGGCCUCAAUGAUCGCCUCACCCUGGGCGAGAACGGCGCAGACGUCAGCCUUGGAGGACCCAUCGGUAACAUCGGUGGGCAGAAAGCCUCCAAAGCCGCUGCCGGCAGCGUCACCCUAGAAGACGUGAGCCUGCAUCAAUGCGUCAAGCUCUCCUCUUUUACCAACGACCGAACUAUAUCAUUUGUCCCACCCGACGGCAGCUUUCAGCUCAUGACCUACCGCGCCACCGAAAACGUCAACCUACCUUUCAAAGUCCAAGUGAUCGUCAACGAAAUCGGCCGUGCGAAGGUCGAGUACUCCAUCGCCAUCCGCGCCAACUACGGACCGAAACUUUUCGCCACAAAUGUCGUUGUCAAAGUCCCUACGCCUACAAACACGGCCUCCACCACUGAGCGCUGCACGCAAGGCAAGGCAAAGUACGAGCCCAGCGAGAACGUAAUUGUCUGGAAGAUCGCGCGCUUCACCGGCCAAAGCGAGUUUGUGCUCAGCGCCGAGGCGGAGCUGUCUGCGACGACACAGCAGAAGGCUUGGAGUCGGCCGCCGUUGAGCAUGCAGUUUAGCUUGCUUAUGUUCACGAGCUCGGGUUUGUUGGUUCGAUAUCUCAAGGUAUUCGAGAAGGGCAACUACUCAAGCGUCAAGUGGCUCACUCCCUGCGACGAGCACCUGCCAUUUGAACAAUCGUCGGACCCACCUUUUAAAGGAUUCAGCGAGGCGUUCGGUGGACUUCUUCUGACAACCUCCCGGCAACACUUGCAAGAGCCGUCAAUUCAUCGCUCAUCCAUGACUCCACACCUGUCCGGAGUACUUCCGCCAAAAGUCAUAGCACCGCUCAACCAGAAGAUCGACUACCACGAAAGAAAGCAGACAGACUCGGCUUGUGGCUCAACCUCACUUCACUACACGCCAGGUGACCGCAGCAUGGACUCCACGUCAUACUCAUCGUCACAGCUGAACGCAACAUUCACCGCAGCUUCAUCACCCGGCGCGAGUCACGCGCCCUCAUCCUCUAACAUGAGCUCACCGCUUAGCUCACCCACGGUCAGCCCCAUCACUCCACCUGGCCUUCAAGUCACACGAGGUGACUUGCUGCCUGCGAUCCAGAACCAUACAAACAAGCUUCAGGCUGCGAUCGAGAUUGGUGUUACCGAUUCUGCACCAGCCACGGAGGUCACGGAAGACACCAUUCGGCAGCGAUUGGCACUUGUCGUGGAGAAGGAGAUGGCUCAUGAGCAAGGUUCGGCGGGCGUGGAUGCGACACAUGAGGUGACGGGCGCAGAAGAAGGGUUUAAGACUCCAGGCUCGACCACGGAGAUGGUGACGGGCUCAGAAGAGGAGCUUGCACAGGCAGAUGCUGCCGAGACUCGAGGCUCGACCACGGUGUCAGAUGUGGCGGACAGCUCGAUCCAACAAGAGCCUAGGAGCACGGCGGAUGACAGUAUGCCAGAUGCGCAGGAGUCAGCGGAGGCCGGUGCGACAAGUAGCAUGAUGGUCGAGGGAGGGGUACCGCAAGUGGAUGGUGCAGGUGGAGCAGGAGAUGCUGCCGCCGCUCCUGAACAGCCUACGGCAGACCAGCAUCCCCAAACAACAUCCGCUCAGCCACCGCCACCGCCACCACUGCCCACUUUGAGAGAGCGAAUACAGGAUGCAGCCAAACACUUCAAGAGACCGUUCAACCAGGGCAACGUUGCGAUCGUGACUUCGUUCGAUGACUUAAAGAGAACCCUCCUCCUUCGCUCAAACAAGCUGUUCAGCGCUUCCGAGGUCCUGGCAGCACAGCCCAGUGUCCAGAGUGGCGGCGGCUCUGUCGAGUUCAUCUUUAUGCUUACAGCAGAUGGAAACGAUGUUUCCGUCAUGCCCAAGCUCGUAGUGCUGGACGGAACCCAGACCCUCGAGAGCUUAAGUGAAGCCUACGAGCCGUACAGUACGUCUGUGCAGGACGCCAUCAAAGUCAAGAAGGAAGCAUGUGAGCCGCAUGAUGCUGCCCCUGUCGAACAGCCUAUCUGGAUCAAAGCAUACGCCACAUUCCUCUCCCUUGUCGCGAACCCGGCGCGUACAAUCGUCUUCUCGAGCGACGCAGCAUCAGAGCUAACCCACCUCGAAGCUGCGGUAACCAUCGCAACACACCUGAAGGCGGAAGACACGGUUGUUGCAGCCUUCCAUCAAUUUGUGACCAAAUGGAUUCCCAAUAAUCUCUACGUUGCUAUCGCGGCUGAAGCUGCUUCGUGGCUCAGUAUCGGUCAUACGCUACGCUCACAGAUCAUUUACGAUGAAGCUUUUCGCCACGUCGCUGGAGCUUUCCCGAAAUGGCCAUGGAAGAAGCAACAACAGGAACUGCUGAAGGAAGAUCUCGAGGCGGUGGUGAAGCGCUCCGCGGACCUGCGAACGUUUCGUGAUCGAAUCGACAACGACCUACUAACGAUAUCCCAAGCCCAAGGCCCGCAGUUCAUCGCUCGUCGCCAGAGCCCAAACGAGUACCACACCGGCCACAUCUUCCAGGACUGGAUUGGCGUCCAACUUACGUUGUUGAAGCAGAUUGAGGCCGGGCUCACUUCAGUUGCCGGCACCAUCCAAGCUGCCGGCACACCGGGUCUCUGCGGGCACGCUGGGGAGUGCCUCACCGUGGCUGGGUUCUACCGUACUAUCAGCAAGGGCGGGGACGCUUACCUGCCGGCAGACGUGCUGGUGGUCUCGGAAGGUGUGCUCCACCACGCGUCGCUUCACAUGGAACGUGGAGAUCCGCCGAAACGGCACGAAGCGACGAUUCGCAAGAGGCUGAGUGAGCUGAAGCAGUCGGCUGCAAAGAUCGUCGCGCCACUGAUGAAGUCUGGCAUGAUGUUCGCGGAGAAGGAUACGUUGGAGUAUUUGACGUGCGUUGAGCCUCCGAAGAGCAAGAUGUGGUGUGAUGGCGAAGACGAUGGCGGGAUGGAGGUUUAUUGA
This is a messenger RNA of Saxophila tyrrhenica, 3573 nucleotides long. It is a transcript of the gene APM4, whose product is annotated as clathrin associated protein complex medium subunit. NCBI's taxonomy places the organism in Eukaryota, Fungi, Ascomycota, Dothideomycetes, Mycosphaerellales, Extremaceae. The record is from RefSeq and is a predicted model, not a curated record. The transcript is spliced from 3 exons. Gene Ontology annotation, molecular function: clathrin-cargo adaptor activity. Bases 1 to 3573 code for a protein of 1190 amino acids. Gene Ontology annotation, cellular component: cytoplasmic vesicle; AP-2 adaptor complex. Gene Ontology annotation, biological process: intracellular protein transport; clathrin-dependent endocytosis.